Helicoverpa zea (corn earworm) is the source of this 540-nucleotide messenger RNA. RefSeq names its product cytochrome c oxidase subunit 4 isoform 1, mitochondrial-like. NCBI's taxonomy places the organism in Eukaryota, Metazoa, Arthropoda, Insecta, Lepidoptera, Noctuidae. The transcript has 3 exons. Bases 1 to 540 code for a protein of 179 amino acids. Gene Ontology annotation, biological process: mitochondrial electron transport, cytochrome c to oxygen. The record is from RefSeq and is a predicted model, not a curated record.
AUGUCGUUGCUAACUUUAAAAUCCGUGGGAGCUUCAUCAUUGUCAAUAAAAGCGAGAGAAAUUCACAACAGAUGUAGGAUUGGUAACCGAGAUUGGGUGGGCUUUGGGAUCAAUGGAAGCGCGAACUACAAGGACGAUGCCCACUUUCCAUUCCCAGCUAUCAGGUUUAAGGAGAACACCAGAGAUAUUUGUGCAUUACGCGAAAAGGAGAAGGGAGAUUGGCGAAUGCUGUGCUGUGAGGAAAAGAAGGCCCUAUAUCGUGCCUCCUUCUGCCAGACGUUCUCUGAAUUCAAGCACCCCACGGGCCAGUGGAAGGCCAUCGUGGGCGGUGCAUUGAUUAUGACCUCCUUUACGUUUUGGACCUUCAUAUUCCUUCAUUAUUAUGUUCUGGAGCCCCUGCCGGCGAGCCUGUCGAGACAUUCGCAGAAGGCUCAACUGCGAAGGAUGCUGGAACUGCGAGUGAACCCCAUCGACGGCCUCUCAUCCUUGUGGGACUACGACAAUGACACGUGGAAGGUCUUUGCGAACCUUGACUUAUAG